This is a messenger RNA of Grammomys surdaster, 1260 nucleotides long. Its product is annotated as cytokine receptor-like factor 2. NCBI's taxonomy places the organism in Eukaryota, Metazoa, Chordata, Mammalia, Rodentia, Muridae. Gene Ontology annotation, cellular component: external side of plasma membrane. The record is from RefSeq and is a predicted model, not a curated record. Bases 51 to 1109 code for a protein of 352 amino acids. Gene Ontology annotation, biological process: cytokine-mediated signaling pathway. The transcript is spliced from 8 exons. Gene Ontology annotation, molecular function: cytokine receptor activity; protein binding.
GGCUCGCCUCGCGAGCUGUCACGCACGCCGCUCCCGGCCCUGCCCUGGACAUGCAGGCCCUGGCCUGGCUGCUCGCUGUCAGCCUCCUGCCGCAGAUCCUCAGGCCGCCGGCGCAGGCGCAGGGUGCGGGUGACGUCCUCACCGUCAACAUCACCUGCCAUGACCUGGAGACGGUGGAGGUCACGUGGGGCCCCACCCAGCACGGCCACGCCUUUCUGGCGGUGCGGAACCUAAGCCUCGACUUCCGUUACGGAGCCCGCGACCCCCUGCCCUGCCCGCACUACCUUCUGCUCGGCGGUGACGUCACUUCCGGGUGCAUCCUCCCGGCGAGGGCGGGGCUUCUGAAUAUCACACUGAGCGACGGAGGCGGGUCCAAGGUUUUCUCUCGGAGUCGCCGCCCGUCGGCCUGGCUGAAGCCCCGCCCCCCGUGGAACGUCACGCUCUCGUGGACCGCGGCCGACGCCCUCGCCGUGUCCUGCCCCGCCCACCCCUACCCAGGCCUGGACUAUGACGUGCAGCACCGCGACGCCUUCGACCCCGAGUGGCAGACGACGUCGGCGCCGCGCUGCAACCUGACGGUGGGCGGCCUUGACCCGGGGCGCUGCUACGACCUCAGGCUGCGGGCGCGGCCGCAGGAUUUCUACUACGGCCUCGAGGCGCAGGCGAGCGAGUGGACGCCCGUGAUGCACUGGUGGGGGGCGGGGCCCGCUGCCUCCUGCGCCCCGAGCCCGAGCCCGGCCCCGCCCACGCCCCUCCCCCUGGCCUGCGGCCUCGCGACCCUGCUGACCCUGGCGCUGCUCCUGGCGCUGCUGCGGCUGCGCAGGGUGAAGGAGGCGCUGCUGCCCUGUGUGCCGGACCCCCGCGGCUCCUUCCCAGGCCUCUUCGAGAAACACGGCGGGAACUUCCAGGCCUGGAUCGCCGACGCCGAGGCCGCCGCCCCCGCCACCACGAAGCCUGAGGAGGACGACGACGUCAUCCGGCUCCAGGGAAAGUGGGCAGAGCCUGAGCUCGGCCCCGCCCUGCCGAUGCCGGGCCCAGUGGGUGGAGUCCUGGUUUCGGUGGGUGGGGCCACGUUUGUGGUGGACGACAUCGGCUACGUGACCCUGUGACCCCAGAGGUGGCUAUAGGUUGGCACUGGGGCCACGCCCACCGCCUGUCAGUCACCCACCUUGACCUCUGUGAAGGGUGACGAGGACACGCCCCAGAUGCUGCGCACACCGGGUGUCCGAGGGUCACUUCCUGUUAAAGGUGGAAACCGGC